GGUAUCGGAUAUGCUAUGAUUAUAGCAGCAGCAUUGGUCGCCAUUUACUAUAAUAUGAUUAUAGCUUAUACAAUAAAUUAUCUGUUUGAUUCAUUCCGAAGCGAUAUGCAAUGGCAAUAUUGUCAUCACGACUUCAACACUGAAAAUUGUUUUAACGAUUUGGAUUAUAAGUCCUGCAAAAGUAAUGACAAUUCCAGUGUCUUCUUCAAUCGAACCUGUUUCAAUGGAACGUAUGCUGCUUUAAUGAAUAUCACCGAGGCAAACGAAACUUUAAGAGUGGCUCCUGCUCAAGAAUAUCUUAAUAACUAUAUUUUGGAUCGAUCAGAAGGAAUUGAAAAUAUGGGAUACAUUAAAUGGCAAUUGCUGGUCAGCUUGCUUGUUGCUUGGAUUAUUGUUGUAAUUUGUCUCAUUAAGGGAAUUAAAACAUCAGGAAAAGUUGUAUACUUCACUGCAACAUUCCCGUAUGUUAUAUUGAUCAUCUUAUUCAUAAGAGGCAUUACAUUAGAAGGAGCAGUUGACGGAAUUAUCUUUUUCAUAAAGCCUGAUUUUCAAAAACUAGGUGAUAUUCAGGUAUGGAAUGAUGCCGCUAUUCAAGUUUUCUAUUCAUUUAGUAUAGCUGGAGGCGGAAUGAUAACUUACGCCAGU
Centruroides sculpturatus (bark scorpion) is the source of this 645-nucleotide messenger RNA. RefSeq names its product sodium-dependent proline transporter-like. The transcript has 5 exons. The record is from RefSeq and is a predicted model, not a curated record. The annotation marks the transcript as partial. Lineage: Eukaryota; Metazoa; Arthropoda; Arachnida; Scorpiones; Buthidae. Gene Ontology annotation, cellular component: membrane. Gene Ontology annotation, biological process: sodium ion transmembrane transport.